Molecule: messenger RNA, 3419 nt
Organism: Doryrhamphus excisus (bluestripe pipefish)
Lineage: Eukaryota; Metazoa; Chordata; Actinopteri; Syngnathiformes; Syngnathidae
Gene: ppp1r16b
Product: protein phosphatase 1, regulatory subunit 16B
Biological process (GO): regulation of sprouting angiogenesis; establishment of endothelial barrier
Cellular component (GO): cytoplasm
Molecular function (GO): enzyme inhibitor activity; myosin phosphatase regulator activity; protein binding
Source: RefSeq, a predicted model, not a curated record
CGCUAGGAGAAGGACUACACGCACACACUUUUCUAACACACGCACACACAUCAUGGCUAAGCGGCUCGGUGAAUGUCCAUUAUAACAUAACGGAACAACUUUAACCCAACGGGAUUCCACCGACCUCUCUGCGCUUCUCUCGCCCGCAUGCGAGUGCCUGUUUCCGGCCUGAGAAAUGCUGCUGAAAUGAUGAUGAUGAAGAAGCUCCUGACAGGAGGAGGCCACUGCCGAAGGUGCAGCCCUCGCUAGACGCACACUUCUGCAGCGCUCUACACCACUACCACCACUGUCAUCACCCCCGCCCCCCCCGAGUGUCUCCACUAUGGCCAACCACUUGGAGCUCAUCCAGGAGCUGCAGCAGCUGGACAAGGUGCCCAGUCUGGAGAGGCUGCGGGCGGCCCAGAAGCGGCGAACUCAGCAGCUCAAGAGAUGGGCCGUGUAUGAGAAAGAGAUGCAGAACAAGAAGCGCAAGGCUGACAAGAAGGGACGAAACGCCAACGGUCUCCAGCACGCCGAGUCCAAGAGGCGAGUGUCGUUUGCCGCCAGCGUGGCGCUUCUGGAAGCGUCGGCCAGGAACGACCCGGAAGAAGUGCGCUACCUGCUGAAGAACAACGUGAGCCCAGACCUCUGCAAUGAAGAUGGCCUCACCGCACUGCAUCAGUGCUGCAUAGACAACUAUGAGGAGAUGGUGAAGAUCCUGCUGGACCGAGGAGCCAAUGUUAAUGCUCAGGACAACGAGCUGUGGACGCCGCUGCACGCCGCCGCCACGUGUGGCCACGCCGGCCUGGUCAAGAUACUCAUUGCGCAUGGUGCGGAUCUGCUGGCGGUCAACUCUGACGGCAAUAUGCCCUAUGACCUUUGUGAAGAUGACCCUACACUGGAUAUUAUCGAGACAGCCAUGGCCAACAGAGGCAUCACCCAGGAGAUGAUCAACGAGACACGAGCGUCAACAGAGAGGAUGAUGCUGGGAGAUAUCCAGGAGCUCGUGCGAAUAGGAGAGGAGGUCAACCAACAGGACUCGCAGGGAGCCACACUGCUGCACAUCGCAGCAGCAAACGGUUACAUGCAGGCCGCUGAGCUGCUGCUGGAAGGGGGCGCUCGCAUGGAUCUGAGGGACUCGGAUGGGUGGCAGCCACUGCAUGCCGCAGCGUGCUGGGGUCAGAUGCACUUGGCUGAGCUACUGGUGUCUCAUGGAGCCAGUCUCAAUGCCAAGACUUUCCUGGAGGAGACCCCCAUUGAUUUGUGUGAGGACGAGGAGUUCCGAGCCAUCCUGCUUGACCUCAAGCACAAACAUGAUAUCAUCAUGAAGUCGCAGCUCAAACACAAGACCUCCCUGUGCCGGAGAACAUCCAGUGCUGGCAGUCGUGGGAAGGUAGUACGGCGAGCCAGCCUGUCAGACAGACACAACCUGUGCCGCAAGGAGUACGAGACGGAGGCCAUUGUGUGGAGAGGAGGGAGGGAGGAGGACAAAGAGGAGAAAGAGGAGAAAGAGAAGGAGUCUGAUCAGCAGGAGAACAUCCAUGUGCUUCAUGUAAAGCCAGUUGAAGCGGUGGAACUCCCCGACCAGCCCAAGCAGCCCACCAUCCUCAAAGAUGGCAGCACCAAACAGAACGGCCUCAUCUCCACGUCGUCGUGCGUGCCACCACAGCCGCUCACCCCAGGCCAGGGUGACAAGUGGCCUCACGAAAGACCUCAAACUCUUUCAGAGCUGAAAAAACAGAGGGCGGCGGCCAAACUGCUGAACCAUCCCUUAUUCAAUGGUCACCUCGGCAACGGGUCCACAGACUCCUUCAGCGAUGCCAAAGCCAACUCCGAUGAUCCCCGAAUGCCCCUCGUGUCGUCCAAUGGCAAUGCCGUUUUCUACACACCGGCCAGCGGUGACCCGCCCCUCCUCAAACUGAAACAGCCACUAGAGGAGGAGCAGCCAAAGUCGCGGACCUGCUGCUGUGUGUCAUAGCGCCCUCGUCAUGUGAAACGAUGGAACAGCAAGCAUUUGCACAGAUGGAUGAAUGGAAGUGGGUCGCAACGCAAUCAAUGGAUUCUCACUAAGGCUACGUUCACACUUGUCAUGUUAGGUAAAAAAGGAACCCGGAUGUACACAAGGAGACCGAGACUGCUUGAGAGAUGUGUCUUGGUCCGCUUGGAAGUGUACUCUAGCGUGGUUCGCUUCACUUGAGCAAGUGUGACUGUGACACAGACAGGGACCAGUAUUGAAAUGAAGAAUCCAGCAGAUGGAUGAGGAAGAAUUCUCAAGGUACACAAUUGAACUUCAUUCAAACAUUAUUGUGCUUUUUCAACAUGAAAAAAGUCAGAAAGCAAAUUCAGUAAAAAGCUAUGAAGCUAAUCUGGUGUAUUAUCAAAAGGGAAGGAAUGCCAUUUAAAAAAAAAAAAAAAAACUAAACAGUAUUACCACAUUCAGGAAGUGUACUUGGACACUCACCGUCCCUUUUUUUUGUGUCUGCCCUCCAACUGACAUUUUUAUUUAUGCACCACCCACACAGAGCUUUGUUGACUGUACAUUUAUUUAUAUGAUUAGAAAGCAUAAUGGCUCCUACAUUAUUUAUUGCUGCAGAUGGCGUGUGACUGUGAUACAGGAUGAGAAAGCACCUUCUGAUAUGAAAGUCAGUACAUUUAAGUGAAGAGCUCGGUGCUUCGCAGCAUGUGAUUCCAUCACUAUGAUCAACAGUGUUAGCCAAGUGCUGUUACCGUGUCGCCCCAAUGAAGGACACCCGCUAAGCACAUUGGCCCUGAUAUUUAACUAUAAGUUGCCUCAUCUCCUCGCCAGUGCCAAAGAGUCUUCCGUCAAAAGGUUUUAUUUCUUCCUGAUUUUCACACACAAUUCAAUGUCAUAAUCCAUUGUAAGCCCUUGUACAGAGUCAAUUAUUUGUAAAUGUUUGUACUAGUGUCCGGUCGUCUGUUCCCAUGAACUGUAUUCACAUCCAUUUGUGUCCUAAUGAAAAUAAAUGGAACCUGACUGAGUAACAUAGGAUACUGUAUAACGAUCCGUAUUGCUAAUCCCACAGUGUAGUCCGCUCAGGCGUCAGUGUCAUUGUUCAUGUUAAGUCCAUGUUUAGUCCUUAUUCACACUUGUUUUUUUCUGUUUGUUCAAUGAGUCCACCUGAUAGUAGCAGAUGUCCACUUAAGCUUGUCUGUGCUAGCUGCUGGAAUUAAAACGCAAGCAGAUCUCCCAUUUGUUUAUAAAGUAUCAUUGGAAGUGGCCACAAAGGGAUACAAGUCAGUUGUCAUUCACUGGCACGUUUGUAAGGAUACAAAUAUAAAAGAGGAACUACUGAUUUUAUAAUUACCGGAAAAUAUUGAUGGUGGCAGUCACACUUUUCAAAUAAAUUGUAUAUUUUGACGAGCUUACAUGGUCUCUUCUGAGUUGGGGAAGUGGUAAAGGUGCAAAAAUUUAGGGUAUG